Gastrolobium bilobum is the source of this 837-nucleotide messenger RNA. RefSeq lists its product as uncharacterized. Lineage: Eukaryota; Viridiplantae; Streptophyta; Magnoliopsida; Fabales; Fabaceae. The transcript has a single exon. Bases 1 to 837 code for a protein of 278 amino acids. The record is from RefSeq and is a predicted model, not a curated record.
AUGGAGAAACAGUCUAAGCUGAAGAACAAGAUAUUGAAGAUACUACCAAAAGCAGCAGCUGCAAUCACUGUGACAUUUCAAAACCCUCCUUUCAGCCCAAGUAGGAGAUCAGAGAAGCUUAAAUCUCAUGUGGGAAAGGGAUUCUCAGGCCCAAUUAUGAUUCCCUAUGAAGCUAGAAGAAAACCAAAAGAUGGGGGCAUUGAAACUCAUGAACCCACUUCACCAAAAAUCUCUUGCAUGGGACAGAUCAAGCACAAGAAGAACCAGAUUCAAAAAGCCAAGGCUAAGAGCAUGUCAAUGCCUAAAACUACGAGAUCAGUUGUUAUUAGCAGUGCUUCUUCAACUCCCAGAGACACAGAGGUAAAAAAGAAACAUGCUUCGAACAAGUUUCAGAGGAUGUUCUUCAAUGGGGCCAAACAGAAAACAAAGACAAGAAAAUCUGAUGCUGAUUCUGCUUCGGUUGGUGAAGAAGGGAAAAAGGGUAUUGCGGUUGCACCACCAAUGGGUGAAAUGAGGCGUUUUGCAAGUGGACGUGAGACUUUUGCUAAUUUUGAUUGGAGGGCUCAGAUAGCGCCAGAGGAAAUGGAUCAAAGGGAUUGUUAUUCGGAUGAAGACAGAGUAGAGAGUGAUGCAGAGGAAGAAGAGGAAGAAGAUGAAGAUGAAGAAGAAGAAGAUAUCAUAAUCCCUUUCUCUGCACCUAUUCUGGUAGGUGCAGGUGCUUGUGUUGGAAGAAAUAUACCAAAUUUGCAGCCACGGAAAGAAAUUAAUAUAUGGAAGAGAAGAACCAUGGCACCACCUAGGCAUCUUCAGUUGAAUCCAGUGCUUACAGCAAAAUGA